Messenger RNA from Nicotiana attenuata, 2726 nucleotides. Its product is annotated as probable serine/threonine-protein kinase At1g09600. Gene Ontology annotation, cellular component: nucleus; cyclin-dependent protein kinase holoenzyme complex. The record is from RefSeq and is a predicted model, not a curated record. Lineage: Eukaryota; Viridiplantae; Streptophyta; Magnoliopsida; Solanales; Solanaceae. The coding region runs from base 303 to 2249 and encodes 648 amino acids. Gene Ontology annotation, biological process: protein phosphorylation; positive regulation of transcription elongation by RNA polymerase II. The transcript has 10 exons. Gene Ontology annotation, molecular function: cyclin-dependent protein serine/threonine kinase activity; RNA polymerase II CTD heptapeptide repeat kinase activity; ATP binding.
UGCUGACAUUCUUUUGCUACUUCCAACACAAAAAAGGAAAAAAAUAAUUCAAGUGUUCAAGAAAAUCAGCAUUGUGAAAAUGGGUAUAUUUCUAUAUGGAAAUAUGAAUGCAGAGAGAGGACAAAAGUAUAGCAACAAGACCAAAUAAGGAAAUCAAAAAAAGAGGAUUUGUCCGCUCGCGUUGAAGAGAGGAACGCUUUGAAUUGUCAAAGAGGGAUUGGAGUUUCUGAGGAUAUUGAGGCCUGCAUUGGCUGGUUUAUUAUGCGGGUCUCGGAGUGAAAGAACAUAUUUGUUGCAAAAGUAUGGGCGGGUGUUGCUCAAAGGAUUCUUCCGAAGAUGAAUAUGUUAUCGAACAUGAGAAGGAGAAAGAAAAAGAAGUUGAUAAAUAUUCUGUACAGAUGGUUGCUCCCUUACAAAGAGAGGAGAUUAAAGUAGACUUAGUUAAUCCUAAGAUUGAACUACCUAUGAAAUCUAAAUCAAAGCGGACGUCAGAAGCCAGUGUUGUUCCUGUCCCUGCAACAAAAGUUGAGGAUGAUGGAAAAACAAGAAUUAUCGAGAGGCCUAAGGAAGGACAUCACAAGAGGCGGUCCACCGUGGAUUUUGGAGUGCAACAAUCGAUGUCUAGAAUUGUAAGCAUAUCUAAUGGUGUAAAGGGUGAACUCGGAGCUGCAGGAUGGCCAUCGUGGCUAAGUUCUGUUGCAGCCGAGGCUAUUCAAGGGUGGGUUCCUCGAAGUGCAGAGUCAUUUGAAAAAUUAAACAAAAUUGGUCAAGGAACAUAUAGUAGUGUUUACAAGGCCCGUGACCUUAAAACCAAUAAAAUUGUUGCAAUGAAGAAAGUGAGAUUUGUCAAUAUGGAUCCAGAGAGCGUUCGCUUUAUGGCAAGGGAGAUAAGCAUUUUGCGUAGAUUGGACCACCCAAAUGUUAUGAAACUUGAGGCUUUGGUCACAUCUAGGAUAUCAGGCAGCUUAUAUCUUGUAUUUGAAUACAUGGAGCACGAUCUUGCUGGACUUGCAGCAGCACCUCGGGUUAAGUUUACUGAAGCACAGAUUAAAUGUUAUAUGCAACAAUUGCUCCGUGGACUUGAGCAUUGUCAUAGUAGGGCUGUACUUCAUCGAGACAUUAAGGGUUCAAAUCUUCUCAUUGAUGAUAACGGUGUUUUAAGGAUUGGAGACUUUGGUUUGGCUACAACCUUUGAGCCCAACCAAACACAACCAUUAACAAGUCGUGUUGUAACUCUAUGGUAUAGAGCUCCUGAGCUUUUGCUUGGUGCAACAGAAUAUGGAGUGGCCAUAGAUAUGUGGAGUGCUGGCUGCAUCCUCGCCGAAUUAUUUGCUGGAAAGCCUAUUAUGCCGGGAAGAACAGAGGUGGAGCAAAUGCAUAAGAUUUUCAAACUUUGUGGUUCACCUUCUGAAGAAUACUGGAAGAAAUCAAAACUACCUCAUGCUACUAGUUUUAAGCCACAACACCCAUACAAGCGAUGCGUAACUGAUACAUACAAGGACUUUCCUCCUUCAGCUUUGGCCCUUGUUGAUGUCCUACUUUCAAUAGAACCAGAAAAGCGUGGUACUGCUUCUUCUGCACUCAAUAGUGAGUUCUUCAAUACAAAGCCCUUACCUUGUGAUCCUUCUAGCUUACCAAAAUAUCCUCCAAGCAAGGAAUAUGACGCGAAGAUUCGAGAGGAGGAAGCAAGAAGGCGAAAAGCUGAAAGUGUGAAAGGAUGUGGAGAUGAUUCAUUGGGAAAGUCCACAAGGCAAUCAAAGGGAGAAAGUACUACAGAAUCCAAUGCCGGACAGGGACAGUCAAAUAUAAGCAAAAGUGUGAAAUAUAAUCCUUUAGAAGAAAGUGGAACUGGAUUCCCUAUUGAGCCGCCAAGAGUGAAAAAUAGGAACGGAUUCACUCAUUCUACUUCAGUGGUCCAUCCUACUGCAGCUGCCUAUGCUCACAAAGUCAAAGAGGAUUCAUGUGUGUCCCAACAUGGUGGAGAGCUUCGAAGGCAAGGUUCGCACAAGUCUCGAGCUGUUGGAGACUUUUCUAGUGUCCAUUCAAAGAGGGAUGAUGGGUCAUCUUAUGGGGAUUCAACGGUUUAUGUGCCAAAGAAAAGUAGAAUCCUUUGCUCUGGACCACUAGUGCCACCAGGGGGAAGUAUGGAAGACAUGUUAAAGGAACACGAGAGACAAAUUCAAGAGGCAGUUCGAAAAGCACGUCUAGAAAAGGGAAGGACCAAAAAGAACUGUUAUGAUUAUGACUAGAAACGCCUCGUAUCUAUUGAACUGAUUGCUCUCUUCUGUUAGAAGAAGUACGUGGGAUUUCGUUCUUUUGUCAUGCAAAUGAGAUCCACAGUUGUAAAGGACCUAAGAGGAGAUACGUACAUUUACGAUCCAUUUCCAGUAUAAAGGUUCUUGCAUUAAUGCAUCUCCUUCGGGGAAGAACUUCUGAAACCUCAAUGUAGAAGGAGGGAUAAAGCUUGUUAUCGAAUUAGUCACCUUAUAUAUAUAUAUAUAUAUAUAUAUAUAUAUAUUAUAUACACCUUUGAGGAUCGGAAAUUUGCUUGUAUAGUUUGAAAAAUUUCCUGAUUCCUAGAUUGAUUUAUGUUAUCUAUUUCCUCUUUAAUAUCUGGAAAAUUGAAGUUCAGCAAUUGUUUCUUGAUAAUUUAUUGGAGGAGAAACUCUCUGUGUAAGUUUCCCAGAGGAUAGAUUAAUAUAUAGUGGUCGAACAAAUGUGGUCAA